Molecule: messenger RNA, 846 nt
Organism: Corapipo altera (White-ruffed manakin)
Lineage: Eukaryota; Metazoa; Chordata; Aves; Passeriformes; Pipridae
Product: transportin-2-like
Exons: 8
Biological process (GO): protein import into nucleus
Cellular component (GO): nucleus; cytoplasm
Molecular function (GO): nuclear import signal receptor activity; protein binding
Source: RefSeq, a predicted model, not a curated record
UGCCUGUCCUCGGUGGCCACGGCCCUGCAGAGCGGGUUCCUGCCCUACUGCGAGCCCGUCUACCAGCGCUGCGUCACCCUGGUCCAGAAAACCCUGGCCCAGGCCAUGAUGUACAACCAGCACCCCGAGCAAUACGAAGCCCCCGACAAGGAUUUUAUGAUCGUGGCCCUGGACCUGCUGAGCGGCCUCGCCGAGGGGCUCGGUGGCCACGUGGAGCAGCUGGUGGCCCGUUCCAACAUCAUGACGCUGCUUUUCCAGUGCAUGCAGGACACGAUGCCCGAGGUGCGGCAAAGCUCCUUCGCCCUCCUGGGCGACCUCACCAAGGCCUGUUUCGUGCACGUCAAGCCCUGUAUCGCUGAAUUCAUGCCCAUCCUGGGCACCAACCUGAACCCCGAGUUCAUCUCCGUCUGCAACAACGCGACCUGGGCCAUCGGGGAGAUCUGCAUGCAGAUGGGAGCAGAAAUGCAACCCUACGUGCAGAUGGUCCUCACCAACCUCGUGGAGAUCAUCAACCGCCCCAACACCCCCAAAACCCUCCUGGAGAACACAGCCAUCACCAUCGGGCGCCUCGGCUUCGUGUGCCCUCAGGAGGUGGCCCCGAUGCUGCAGCAGUUUAUCCGGCCCUGGUGCACGUCGCUCCGGAACAUCCGCGACAACGAGGAGAAGGACUCGGCCUUCCGGGGGAUCUGUGUCAUGAUCGGGGUGAACCCCGGGGGGGUUGUGCAGGAUUUCAUCUUCUUCUGCGACGCCGUCGCGUCCUGGGUGAGCCCCAAGGACGACCUGAGGGACAUGUUUUACAAGGUACUCACAGCUCGGGGGGGGACUCUGGGGACCCCCCCAUUUUGA